This is a messenger RNA of Zychaea mexicana, 228 nucleotides long. RefSeq lists its product as uncharacterized. The record is from RefSeq and is a predicted model, not a curated record. Gene Ontology annotation, molecular function: DNA-binding transcription factor activity. Lineage: Eukaryota; Fungi; Mucoromycota; Mucoromycetes; Mucorales; Lichtheimiaceae. The transcript has a single exon. The annotation marks the transcript as partial. Gene Ontology annotation, biological process: regulation of DNA-templated transcription.
UCAUUGCAGGAACGGCGUCAGCGGAACAAGGCUGCGUCUGCUAAAUACCGUGCUAAAAAGAACCAGCAGCAUGGUGAAAUGAGAACGCUGAUUACAUCGCUGACAAAAGAAAACGAACUCUUGCUUCGUCAAUUGGAUCACAUCAAACGCGAAAACGGUCGUCUCAAGACCACAUGCGACAGACUUCGAGGCAAAAAGGUCGCUGCCAAGAUUCUCAAACGGUUUUUG